Molecule: messenger RNA, 3042 nt
Organism: Cryptomeria japonica (Japanese cedar)
Lineage: Eukaryota; Viridiplantae; Streptophyta; Pinopsida; Cupressales; Cupressaceae
Product: ATP-dependent RNA helicase-like protein DB10
Exons: 8
Coding region: 204-2777 (857 amino acids)
Cellular component (GO): cytoplasm; nucleus; ribonucleoprotein complex
Molecular function (GO): RNA helicase activity; protein binding; ATP binding
Source: RefSeq, a predicted model, not a curated record
UUGACCUCGUUUCUCCUAUCUUUCGUGGAGAGGCCAGGAGAGAGCUUUUGAGCUGUCCGCGCUUUGCUCUCAUUAAAUUGAUUGACCUCGUCUCCUUUUCUCAUCUUCAAUUCGGGGGCAAUUUUUGGCCCUUGGAAUUUAUCCCAAUUGCAGCGAAACUCAACUGACGCAUAGAGGGUUUCUGAGCAAUUCCCAGGGCUUGAAUGACAAUGGUGGCGGCAGCGACCGCUGGCACCGGGCCUCGUUAUGCUCCUCACGAUCCCACGCUUCCCCAUCCCUGGAGAGCGCUGGUUGAUGGCAAUACUGGCUAUCUGUACUAUUGGAAUCCUGAGACCAAUGUUACCCAGUAUGAAAAACCCCUUCCUCCAACUCAACCUCCUCCGUUGCCACCUGGUCCACCACCCAGUGUGACUCCCUCGCACGCCAUCCCUGUGGAGACCCAGCCCCAGCCCCAGCCCCAGCCCCAGCCCCAGCCGCAGCCUCAGCCUCAGCCACACCACCACCAUCAGCAGCAGCAACAUCACCAGCAACAGCAACACCAUCAACAGCAACAACAUCCGGCGGGUAAUUCUGAUGUCACUAUAAAUGGUACUCUUAUGCCUUCCCAUCACAAGAUUGCAGCCGUUCCCAUCUUGCGAAAUCAAGACCAGGGGAUGGGUGGAAUGCACCCUUCACAUGUGCCGGUUGGAGUUGCUAAUGGUUCCACAAUAACGGCUACCCAAGGUCCAGGUCAAAUGAACGGCUCUUUCAAGUAUGGGCCAAGUGGACCCAAUUAUGGUGUUCCAGCUGUUAAGCAAUCUCCAGGAUCGCACAUAGCCAGUCAGCCUCCUAGUUCAGGAUCUGUGGAUGCAUAUCGGAUGGAGCAUGAAGUUUCUGCCACGGGAGACAAUGUUCCUGCCCCAUUUAUGACGUUUGAUCAAGCUGGAUUGCCACCGGAAAUGCUUCGAGAGCUACAAAAUGCAGGUUUCACGAGUCCUACUCCCAUACAGGCACAAUCUUGGCCUGUUGCUUUACAGAACAGGGACAUUGUAGCCAUUGCAAAGACAGGUUCUGGAAAGACUUUAGGGUAUCUCAUGCCUGCAUUUAUUCAUUUGCGACGUCAUCACAAAAAUUCACAGAUGGGUCCUACUGUGCUUGUUUUGGCACCUACACGAGAGCUUGCUACUCAAAUACAAGAUGAAGCUGUAAAGUUUGGCAGAUCGUCCAGGAUAUCAUGCACGUGUUUAUAUGGAGGAGCGCCAAAGCCUCCUCAGUUGAGGGAAUUGGAAAGAGGAGCAGAUAUUGUUGUUGCUACUCCAGGAAGGCUCAAUGAUAUUCUAGAGAUGAAAAGAGUGAGCUUGAAACAGGUAUCAUUUUUAAUACUGGAUGAAGCUGAUCGCAUGCUAGAUAUGGGUUUUGAGCCCCAGAUAAGAAAAAUAGUAAAUGAAAUUCCUCGACAAAGACAAACCUUGAUGUACACUGCAACUUGGCCCAAGGAGGUCCGGAAGAUAGCUGGUGAUUUAUUGAUGAAUCCGGUCCAGGUUACUAUAGGAGAUGUUAACGAACUCUCUGCAAAUAAGUCAAUUACUCAGUAUAUAGAAGUAGUACCACCAAUGGAAAAACAGAGAAGAUUGGAACAGAUUCUCCGGGGACAAGAACCAGGUUCUAAAAUUAUAGUGUUCUGCUCAACCAAAAGGAUGUGUGACCAGAUUGCUCGUAGUCUUGGUCGUUUUGGAGCUGCUGCUAUCCAUGGUGAUAAGUCUCAAGGAGAAAGAGAUUGGGUUUUAGCUCAGUUCAGGUCUGGGAAAUCCCCAGUGUUGGUUGCAACGGAUGUAGCUGCGAGAGGUCUUGAUAUCAAAGAUAUAAGGGUUGUGGUAAACUAUGACUUUCCUACUGGUGUUGAAGAUUAUGUUCAUAGAAUAGGGCGAACAGGUCGAGCUGGUGCCACAGGAUUGGCAUAUACAUUUUUUUCUGACCAGGAUGGAAAAUAUGCACCUGAACUAAUCAAGGUUCUGGAAGGUGCAAAUCAAAAAGUUCCUUCAGAGUUGAGGGAUAUAGCUGCUCGUGGUGGAAGUUUUAUGAAAGGCCGUGGUGGAAGAUGGGAUUAUGGAGGACGAGGUGGAAGGGACAUGGGUCGUGGCUUCAGUGCUGGUCGUGGAGAAACUUACAAUGGUGGCCGUGGGGAUUCCUUUGGUGGCAGAGGAGGAUGGGGAGCUUCUGGAGGUAGAUUUGACAGAAAUGAUAGAGGGGGAUAUGGAGGCCGUGGGAGGUAUGAGCGGGAUACACGUGACAGAUAUGACAGUGGUCGUGUUAAUUUUGAAACAGAUUAUCAUGAUCGUCAUGAUAGGGGACGGCAUGACAAAUAUUUGGGUGACAAGGAGAAGUCCCGAGAUAGUUCUAGAAGAUCUGAUGAUCGAGACAGGGGUCGUAGUUAUAGUCAGAGCUAUAGCAGAAGCCCAAGUAGAAGUAGAGGGCGGAACUAUAGUCAGAGCUCAAGCCGCAGCCGUAGUCGCAGCCGUAGCCGCAGUCGCAGCCGCAGCCGCAGCCACAGCCUUGAUAGAUACAAUGAUAGGUUCAAUACAUACAGGGGUGGUCCACCUGAGAACAUUGUUGGAAACUCACCAUGGAGAGGAGGGCCACCAACAUCGAGGAGAAACGGGUCUCCUGACUUAUCCUUUUCACCUAGAAGGGGUAGAUCACCUCGUAUGCUUCCAAUGAAUAACAGAGAUGUUUCCCCACCUGGCACCAGGUCACCCUAUCGUGGAGGUCCUUUGAUCGAGAAAGGCACCGCUUUAUGAGAGUCCUGGCCUAAUCCAGUCAUAUUAUGCAUUUGAAUGUUUACCCUGUUUUUGCAGUUACAACUCUUAUUGUCAUGAUCACGAUUGAAUUUUUUGCAACUAAAAUCUCUAACUCCAAUUGGUCUGGCUCAAUAGUAUCACAAACAGAAUUCAUAUCUGAAUUGUAUUUCACUUUUAAGAUAUUCAAUGAUCGGUACCAUGUAAACCAGGAUCAGAAUUAUCUAUAUAUAAUACAAUGAUUGGUCUACUGAUCUUCAUGUUCUAA